AUGGCCACAAUCACGGAUUCUCCGUCUUCGACCUUCGGUCUCGCCUCGCAACUUCGCACCCCGCCGCCCCCUUCGCCGAUCCUCUACGGCAGCGAGGCCGGACGGGAGCCGCCCGUGCUGGACAUCGUGCCCAUAUCGGCCAAGAAGGUCACUCCUGCGAUGCGAGAAGAGUUGCGACGUUCUCCAAAAAUUACAGGAACCCCUGCAUGGAUUUCGAGGUCCGAUUCGUCGACGAGCGUGCAGAAGGUACACGCUGCGUCCGCGGUGCGCUCGUCACUCGCCGCUUCGACGAAGUCCGACGCCGAUGGCGAAGUCAUACUAGGGCGCCAUAAGCAGGAUAGCCAAGCACCCCGGUCCAGCGCCAAAGGUCUCGAGGACGACAACUCAAAAUCAUCUAAGACGCCGCUUUCGCCCCCCGAGCUCAUCCACAUCACCAAGCCCAAAUUCUCGCUCAAUGCGCAGCGUACUGGCCCUCCUCCUCCUCGCCCCGUUCGCCCGAGCUCGACCCCUUUCCUCGCCUCGGCGUUGGAAUCCUCCACUUCGCUCGGCGCCAUCCCCGGCGGGGAGCAGAACGACGCCGGUCCGAUCGACGUCUCGUUCCCCUCGCUCGGGAGUCUUGAUCUCGGCGUUCAGUUUGAUGAGACGGCCGGCGCCUUCUACUCGACCUUCCGACCGGCCGGAGGGAGCCAGCGCAGCAGCGCGAAGACCUGGCCCAACAAAAGUCAAGAAAUCGAGAUUCCAGCGCCGGUCCCCACUGUAGGUGAUACGACCUCCGCCAUCUCGGCCACGGUCGAUCGGUCCGAUGUUUCCACCAGCAGCGUCGCCUCUCGUGAUACCCCGAUUCAGGAUCAGUCACCGAAGCUCGAACCGACUACGCCCGUCGUCGAAAAGGUCAAGUCGAGCCGUCCCUCGCCCGCUCAAGCCUCGGGGCCGUUUCCAAACAACACGGCCUCGCCCAAGUCCUCCACUUCCUCCAAGAUGUCGUCCUCCUUCGUUGCCCCCAACAAGUCGGGUCGCUUGCCCGGCAACCUCCUCUCCCUCGCCCGCCGCACGGCCCACAUCUCCGACACCGUCGGUUACGCAUGGCGACUGGCCCUCCUAGAGAAGCUCGAAGCUAUCACGGGACCAUUCUUGACGAUCGAGGAUGCCGAGGCAAUCCUUUCCAUCGGAGCGAGCCCCGCAUCAAAAGCGGUAAGCGUUUUCUUCUGCAUCUGAUCUUUUUUCCUUUGUAGUCCACUCCUGAUCUCAUUUUUCGGGCGCUUCACAGGCCAACCGAGCGAAUCACCGCAAAUCCUUGAUCGGGAUGCCCACCGUUCGUCUUCCCCCUCAACGUAAAUUGCACAAGAGCAACAACGGCAGCUCCAGCACCAGCACUACCGAGGUCGCCGCUGGGUCUGGAGCUAGAAAUACAUUCUUCAACAAGAUGAAGCGUGCGCUCGGAGCGCCGGUUGCUGAGAGCGAAAAAGCGGACGCGUCGACCAAGACCCAGCUGUCCAAAGGCAUCUUUGGCGUGCCGCUCACCGUGGCUGCCGAGUACGGCUUUGUGACAUCAAUGAUCGCUGGGCAACGCCACGAGCUGCCUGGAGUCUGCUUCAGUGCCGUUGAGGAGAUCUACCGACGGGGCCAAGGUGAGCUGAACGCUGCAAUUAUCGGUCCGUCCUUGUUGAGCUCGACUGAGUCAUUUUUGCAUCUUUCAGGAAUGAACGUUCCCGGUCUGCUCGUCAAUCACGGCGAAUCGUCUCGCGUCGCCAAGCUGGUGGCAAUCUACAACACCGCGCCCGAGUACGGCGAGCAACACGACCUAUCCAUUGAAUCGAUCCACAACGUCACCGCUUUGUGAGUGACACGAGCCUCGGUAUGGCUUCAGAAUAAAACUGACGUGACUUCGCCCCGCCUCUGCUUUUUCAGGCUCAAAAAGUACCUGCGCGAUCUGCCCGAGCCAGUUCUCGACCAGCGACUAUGGAAGUUAUUCCUCUCGGCUUGCGUCUACUCGACCAACUCGAUCAAGGUUCGCGUGACGAGUGCCCAAGUCAUCUUGCGACUCCUCCCGACACCCAACUUUUCCCUGCUCGUCUACAUGGUCGCCUUCCUGUCCCAAAUUCCCUUAUUCCCCGAGAAUCGCAUCUCGCUCGAAAGCGUUUCGCACAUCGUUGGCGCCAUGCUCAUGUCGCCGAGAGAUCCGUCGCCUCAAUCGCAGUCGAAAGGGAGCAAGCUGUUGGCACACAUCACGGGUCCGACGGAUACGAUCGACUCGAGCGCGAACGCCAAGAGGGCUGAGGAAGCCCUCUUGUGGCUUCUCAAGCACUGGAGUCUGGUCGCCGACGGGUUGUUGGAACCCGAAUUCGACGUUGACGUCGAUGCCGUGCUCGAUCGGGACCCCGUUGCAGCCUCCACGAGGUCCGACUCGUUAUCUCACCCCAAUGACGAUACUGAAGAGGAGCUCGAUGGUGCCGCCGACCCCCUGCGGUUCUUGCCGAACGAUGAUUUGAAGAAGAGCAUGUCCCAGCCCGAGGCUACCUCGUCUCGAGCGACGCUGCUCAUCGCCCUCUCGGCCAAGGCCAAGGUCGAGCAGGCCGAGGUCGCGCAGGUCAAACCCCAACCUGUGGAACCCGAAAUCCAAAGAGGGGCCGAGACAGAAGCGCCAAGAGCGCCGGACACACCUACGACGCUCGAGAUCCUUCCGCGACUUCACUCCGGAUCGGUUCCUGGCGGUCCUACUGUGGCCGAGACCCCGGACGUGUCGCAAUACUCGCAAGAUACGCCGGUUAACGUUACCCCCGUGGAACGAGUCGUCUCGACUUUUGCCGACUCGGACGUCACGAGUCGACGUGUCAGCGCCAAGACCAUGACACCUAUUAUCUUUGAUUGGGAGCCGCCGACCAAAGGUGGCCCAAUUUCGCACCAAGAAGCGCACAAGCCGCACCCUAUCCAAGUCGUGGCUGAAGAAGUGUACGAGGAUCUGCCGCCACCCACGCCGGCGAAGGAGGUCACACCCGACCCGUACGGCGCACCAACCUCCUCGAUGGGACCCCCUCCGUCGCAAGAUUUGCCCACGACCCCGAUGUCGGACGAUACCGCUCCCGUGUCACCGACCGCUGCUAUUCACCAGGUCACCUCGCGAGAGUUGCAAGAGGACUUCCUCAUCGCCGGUGUCAACGAAGAAGCCACGCCCGUGCCUGCUCUCGAUGACGAGCGUCGAGGCACGUCGCUUUCGUCCUCCGAAUCUUCGGCCCAGGAAGGUGCUCUUACGCCGUUCUCGUCCGCGCGUUCGGACUCGAUCCUCGCCUCGUACUCGAUGGACCGCUCCGCCCGCAACUCAGAGUCAUCGAGGAAGUCCAUGAACUCGGCCAAUGGGUUCUCUCGGGCGCGCGCCGAAGACGCCUACGGUCCUCUGGGCAUGGACGAAUCCGUUCUGGACGACCUGAUGGACUUUGACGACGAUACCUCGUCGGCUGUGCUCAAGUUCCCGUCUCCGCCCGGUUCGGCCAAGACACGACGCCUCUCGGAACUCACACCGACCGUGCUCGCUUCGAUCACGAAGAUGCAAGCGACUCGACGGACCUCACGAGCUUCGGUAUCGUCGCAAACUUCGUCCGUUCGAUCGGGUCCUCGAGGCUUACCUCGCCUCGUCGAUGCCGAUCAGCUCGAUGAAGCAAAGCGCACGAUCGACGCCCAGCGAGUCGAGAUCACAGACCUAUGGAAGCAAUUGACCGACCUCGAGACGCAACGAGAAGCGGACCGACAUCACUUGUCGACACUUCAGAUGCAGAUCCUCGAGCUCCGAACGGCGGGUCAAGCCAAGGCAGCAUCUCAGAUCGACGAGAAGCAGAUCCAAGCCGAAUGGGAGGCCAAACUCGCCGAGCAAAGCAAGGCCGCGCAAGAGCAGCUCGAGGCUUCCAAGGUCGAGCUCGAAGAGGCCAGGAAAGAACUGCGCGUUCAGGAUGACGAGUCUAGGAAGCAGAUCGCUUCGCUCUCGUCUCAGCUCGACGCGAUCAGGAGCUUGUUGAUGGCUGGCAUGGCCGGUGGCGUUUCGGCUUCAACAUAG
Messenger RNA from Microbotryum saponariae, 4045 nucleotides. Lineage: Eukaryota; Fungi; Basidiomycota; Microbotryomycetes; Microbotryales; Microbotryaceae. The record is from the annotation of a GenBank genome assembly.